CUUGUCCCUGAUCACUGAUCAGUAGAGCCUAGCACUGCCAGCAUCGAACACGAUUAUGAAGCUUGUCCAUGGUACAAAGUGUUUAAAAACUAAGCAAAAUGGAGCUGCUUAUAUGAAUGUUAUGCUAUAUCACUGUUCAGAAGUAUCCCAUCAAGAGCCUUUACAUUGUGAAUGGUAUGAGAAGGAGUUUCCAAAGAUAACAGAAUUGAGCCACUUGUUGAGAAAUGUGGAUUGGCUUGAUGGGAGGGUAGUUCAUGUCAGGGACAAUUCAAUUGUCUUAGAUGGUGAAAUUGAACACAAAAUGCAAACUUUCGAGUCCCUGGCCAGGGUCUUUAUUGGGUCUCCAUCAAUUCAGCAAAAGAUUCAGAAAAAUGUGAUGGCCUUAUCAUUGGUGGCAAGUAACAACUGCACCCCAUUUGUUUGUUUCAGUGAACCUAGUGAAAGAGAGCCUAUGAUUGUGAAUUCACUCACUAAAGUGUGCAACUUCCUGAACAUUUCUGCACAACAAAGGAAGGUGGUUCGGUACACAAUAUGCCCACAGGUCACGCAAAUGAGGAUAUGA
Quercus lobata is the source of this 562-nucleotide messenger RNA. RefSeq lists its product as uncharacterized. Bases 56 to 562 code for a protein of 168 amino acids. NCBI's taxonomy places the organism in Eukaryota, Viridiplantae, Streptophyta, Magnoliopsida, Fagales, Fagaceae. The record is from RefSeq and is a predicted model, not a curated record. The transcript is spliced from 2 exons.